GAUUUUGCUUUUAUUGAUGGCUAUUGGAGUUGUAUGCAUUUUCUCAGGAGAAGUUUUAUCCUGAUCCGAGAAGCAGUUCAAUUGCAUAAUGAGUGGGUGGGAUGAAUUGGAAAUUAAUUGUACAACUUAAACUAGUACUUUUCAGAUCCUGCAAUGCAAAAUCUGGAUGUUAAUAACUGGAGAAAAUGUCAAAAAUGGUCCCUUAUGUUCGAGGGUAGGUUCAAAAUUGUCCCUUUAAGUAUGCACUGAGCAGUUUUGGUCCUCUAUUUGCCAAAAAGUAACACUUACAUUCUCUGUCAAAUUUUUGCAGUUUCUGCUUUUUUGAUUUAUUUCUAGAGUGGUGCAACUUUUUGAGGUGUAAUUUCUGCUAUUUUUACAUCUUUUUAGUGUCUAUUGCAGUUUUUUGUGUUGCAUAUUUUAGGAUUUGAUGGGACUUUCUUGGUGUUUAUGGUUAAAUCUUUUUUUCUCCAUUGUUUCCGUCAAAUCUUUAAAAAAGCAAGCUUGGUGCACAAAGCAUCUCGCGUUAGCAGAGUCCGGGGAAGGGCCGCACCCCAAGGGGUGUGAUGUAGACAGUCUACCCUAAUGCUUAGCUGCAAAUUUGACAGACACUAAAGAUGUUAACUUUUGGUGAACUUAAAGGACUAAAAAUGUCCAGUGCAUACCUAAGGGACUAAAUUGUACCUACCAUCAAACAUAAGAUGCUAUUUUUGUCAUUUGCUCUUAAGAACCGCUUCAAAUUACUCCUCUACCCUACACGGACCAUGAAAUUUAGUGUUUAUUCAAGGGCUGUCUUUCUCUUUUAAAAGGAGAUAUAUAUCAUCUACAUGGUUCAGCCGGACAUACAUAUUUAUUUUUCUUCACACAGCGACACAGACAAACACAAACUUACUAAAUUUGCCUCUUCAACUACCCAACUUUGACAUGUGUGCCAUCAUGCAAUGCCUUAAACUGCAUGUAAUUAUUGCUUCUGCUUCUGUCUGUAGAGCAUGGUGAAGGUCUUCAAAUUCUCCACUAUGAAGUCGGGCAAAAGUAUGAGCCACACUAUGAUUACUUUGCCGAUGAGUUUAAUACUAUAAAUGGUGGUCAACGCAUUGCUACGGUUUUGAUGUACUUAUCAGAUGUUGAAGAAGGUGGAGAAACUGUAUUUCCUGCUGCCAAGGGAAAUUUUAGUGCGGUUCCUUGGUGGAAUGAGCUAUCUGAAUGUGGAAAAGGUGGACUCUCUGUAAAACCAAAGAUGGGUGAUGCUUUGCUUUUCUGGAGCAUGAAGCCUGAUGCUACUCCUGAUCCUUCAAGCCUGCACGGUGGGUGCCCCGUGAUUAAGGGUAACAAAUGGUCAUCUACGAAAUGGAUGCGUAUUCAUGAAUACAACGUUUAACCUACAGCAAAAGGUCCACUUGUGAGUUUGGAUGCACUAGCUGUUGUACGAUUUGUAUCAAAAGUGGUUAUAAUCAUAUAGUUUGAGAGGAGCGCAGUUUUAUACUCCGAUGGUACUAUUUUCUUCAAACUUUUUCUGUUCUUCUUCCUUUUUUUGUUUUCAUAACAUUGGAGCUUACAGAAUUAGUAUUUGGUAGUUUUCAUUGUAUUUUAUCAUAGUUGUAUUAAAUACAGUCGAUUAAACACUGCACAGAGCUUUAUACAUGAAAUGAGAAUUAUAGCUAUUUAUACAGUA
Lycium ferocissimum is the source of this 1669-nucleotide messenger RNA. RefSeq names its product probable prolyl 4-hydroxylase 10. Bases 1106 to 1375 code for a protein of 89 amino acids. Gene Ontology annotation, biological process: peptidyl-proline hydroxylation to 4-hydroxy-L-proline. The record is from RefSeq and is a predicted model, not a curated record. Gene Ontology annotation, molecular function: procollagen-proline 4-dioxygenase activity. Gene Ontology annotation, cellular component: endoplasmic reticulum. NCBI's taxonomy places the organism in Eukaryota, Viridiplantae, Streptophyta, Magnoliopsida, Solanales, Solanaceae. The transcript has 4 exons.